AUGAAGUGGCUUUUCUCGGUUGUUGCCUUUUUGGCGAUUCAAAUUGUUUCGGCAUCUCCGGUCAUCGAAAAAAGGGCCUCCGUGAACGAUGUGGCCAACAUUGGAUACGCUACGCUCAACGGAGGUACAAGCGGUGGCUCUGGCGGGACCACUACGGUUGUGACAUCCCUCUCUGCACUUACUUCUGCUGUUUCCGGGUCAGCGAAGAAGGUGGUUGUCAUUCAAGGUACUAUUACCGGAAACACCGUAGUCAAAGUUGGCCCCAACACCACCAUCGUGGGCCGUGGAGGGUCUUUGGUCGGAGUCGGUCUUCGAGUUCUCGACGUCAGCAACGUCAUCAUUCGCAACCUCAAGGUUUCAAAGGUCCUCGCCUCAGCUGGAGAUGCCAUUGGCGUCCAAAAUUCACACCAAGUUUGGCUUGACCAUCUUGACCUUUCCAGCGACCUGUCUCAUGACAAAGACUAG
This is a messenger RNA of Pleurotus ostreatus (oyster mushroom), 465 nucleotides long. RefSeq lists its product as uncharacterized. The record is from RefSeq and is a predicted model, not a curated record. Lineage: Eukaryota; Fungi; Basidiomycota; Agaricomycetes; Agaricales; Pleurotaceae. The transcript is spliced from 6 exons. Bases 1 to 465 code for a protein of 154 amino acids. Gene Ontology annotation, molecular function: pectate lyase activity.